Exophiala dermatitidis NIH/UT8656 is the source of this 2336-nucleotide messenger RNA. RefSeq lists its product as uncharacterized. The transcript has a single exon. Gene Ontology annotation, molecular function: phosphoribosylaminoimidazole carboxylase activity; metal ion binding; ATP binding. The record is from RefSeq and is a predicted model, not a curated record. NCBI's taxonomy places the organism in Eukaryota, Fungi, Ascomycota, Eurotiomycetes, Chaetothyriales, Herpotrichiellaceae. Bases 211 to 2031 code for a protein of 606 amino acids. Gene Ontology annotation, biological process: 'de novo' IMP biosynthetic process.
GCUGGAGUAACCCAUAUCCUCCGAGUCCAGUUUGAUUCAUUCGUGUGACGCUGCCACUUAUUCAAAAGAACUCGAGAACAGUGUCAUUACUGUUCCACUUCGCUGUGCUACGAGGUCGUCGGGCCUCUAAACGCUUCCCCUCUCAGUGUGGUGUUCUUCUCAGUGUAAAAGUUCCCGAGACACCUCUUGAACCAUCUCCGCAGCAGCAAGAUGGAUAACCAUGUUGUCGGUGUUCUAGGCGGUGGCCAGCUGGGCCGAAUGCUCGUAGAAGCGGCCCAUAGACUGAACAUCAAGGUGGCGGUCCUGGACAGUGAGAAUGCUCCUGCAAAGCAGAUCAAUCUCGUUGCGUCUGACAAACAUGUCACCGGCUCAUUUGCAAAGGCCUCAGAUGUCAAGGAACUGGCGUCAAGAUGCGAUGUGCUCACGUAUGAGAUUGAGCACGUCGAUACCAAGGUGCUAGAGGAACUCGAGGAAGAAAAGCCCUUUCUGGACGGUACCAACUGGUCGAGAAUCCAGCCCAGCUGGAAAACCGUGAGGACGAUUCAGGAUAAAUUCCUGCAGAAACAGCACUUUGCAAAGUUUGGGCUCGCUACGGCUCAGUCAAUUGCUGUGGGGACAUCACAUCCUCAAGGCUUGAAAGAUAUUGCCGACCAGCUGGGAUACCCACUAAUGUUGAAAUCGAGGACUCAGGCAUACGAUGGAAGGGGCAAUUAUCCGGUCAAGUCGGUGUCCGAUAUCGAGCCAGCCCUGAAGGCUCUGGCGGACCGCCCUCUGUAUGCCGAAAAAUGGGCCCAUUUCAAGAUGGAGCUGGCGGUCAUGGUCGUCAAGACGGCCCAAGAAGAUUCCAUCGACUCUUGGGAGUCAACGACCCUGGCAUAUCCCACCGUGGAGACCAUACACGAAGACAGCAUCUGCAAACUGGUCUAUGUACCUCCACGGGACGUUUCAAAGAAAGUGGCUCGGGCUGCACAAGACCUGGCUCGACGAGCCGUGGCCACAUUCCCUGGAACUGGCGUCUUCGGCGUCGAGUUGUUCCUUCUGCAGGACGAUAGCCUGGUCAUCAACGAGAUUGCACCAAGGCCGCACAACUCGGGCCAUUACACUAUCGAAGCGUGCCACAUGUCACAGUACGAGGCCCAGAUCCGGGCCAUCCUGCCCGACCUUGCAUCCACAAUCCGGCCCGGUGCAACUGAUCUAGCUGUGAAUGCGGCCGUCAUGCUGAACAUUCUUGGUGGCCCGCAGCCGGAUUCCCAUUUGCUCGUUGCCAAAGCUGCGCUGGACAUACCCGGUGCGAAGAUCCACUUAUACGGCAAAGGUGACGGCCGCCCUGGCCGCAAGAUGGGUCACAUCACCAUCCUUGGAUCGAGUAUGUCCGAAUGCGAGACCAAGAUACACCCUCUGAUCCAGAUGGUUGAUGCGGUCCGGGCUCACCGAAACGAUUCAGCGCCAGCCUCUGCCGCCUCUAUAGUUGCUACUGCUGCAGACCUGCAGAAUUCAAACCCUCCACCGACCCCUCGGCCAGUCAUUGCAGUUGUGAUGGGCUCAGAUACCGACUUGGCAACCCUCCGCCCAGGCCUCACUAUCCUUGACACGAUGGACAUCCCUUAUGAGGUUCACAUCACUUCGGCCCACCGCACCCCACAGUAUAUGCUCGACUUCGGCAGGGCGGCUGCCCCUCGCGGGAUCAAGGCCAUCAUUGCCGCAGCGGGAGGGGCAGCGCAUCUUCCUGGCAUGAUGGCUUCGGAGACUCCGGUCCCAGUCAUUGGUGUCCCUGUAAAGGCCAGCAGCCUCGACGGACUGGACAGUUUGCUCAGCAUCGUUCAAAUGCCCCGCGGCGUCCCAGUGGCUACGGUGGGCAUUGGCAACAGUACCAACGCUGCUAUCCUGGCGGCACGGAUUGUAGGCACCAGCGAAGCAAAGGUCCAGGAGUGGGUUGCGAACCAUCUACAAAAAAUGGACGACGAGAACAUGGAGAAAGAGCACAGGCUCCAAAGGGAAGGAUGGAAGGUCUACAAGAAACUGGAUUCUUGAUUGUCUGGUGAUGCUCAUAGUUAAGCAAUUACAUGACAGAGACUGGUGUCCUUUUAUGCGGACGUGAUACCCUUCACAGUAAAUUCAACGUCCCGAAACCUUUCCAUUGACUGCUGUGCCUGCCGCGGCGCUGCCUAUGCCUCUACGGGCGUGAUCUGUCUCUGAGUCAGGGUUCUGCUUUAAUGUCGCCAACGUCUCAUCUUGCCAGCGUCCACUCCAUCAUGAUGCUUAGGACUGUGCCGGUCUCGCUGCGCCGUGACACAGGAUUCCAAUCCUGCGACAAGAUAAUUGUGAUAUGUUCCAAC